AUGAAGUUUCAUGGCACUGUUGCCGUCCUGGGGGCAUUCCUUUUUCGGCCUCAGGGUGUCAUGGCAAGUAUUUGCCAGGACUUUAUCGUUCCGGUGGACAUUUCAGCAGUCAACAGCGUUUUCGACUUUGCCCUUCCCACUUCUAGCAUUGAUGUCACAAACUUGAUGAUCAACCUCAGCCGUCAAGGUUCUUAUUACCCUAGCACAAUAACAUCAAACACCACAUCGCUUUCAGGCAUAUUCAAGAUCGCGGUAACCUACUGCCGUCCCAAUCGCGGCCAUAGUGACACUAUACAGGUGCUGACCCAUGGUAUCUCAUUUGAUAGAAGUUACUGGGAUUAUCCAUUCCACGGCGGUAACUACUCGUAUAUGAAAACAGCAGUCGACGACAACGGCUUCAGCACUCUAGCUUGGGAUCGCUUCGGCAUCGGCAACUCUCAACAUGCAGAUCCCCUUGCUACUGUACAAUCUCCACUCGAACUGGCCGCCCUGAAAGCAUUGACAGAAAUCCUCCGGUCUGGGUCCUUCGGCCCAUUGCCCUCGUUUUCAAAAGUCGUUCAUGUCGGCCACUCGUUUGGAUCCAUCCUGUCAUAUGGACUCGCACGCGACAAUCCAGAAUUGUCUGAUGGCCUUGUCCUCACAGGCUUUAGCCAGAACGGAUCAUUCAUACCCUUAUUCUUCGCGGGCAGCAACAUGAUUCCUGUGUCUACUUCGCUUCGCGCGGGCCAGUACGAGGCAGGCUACCUCAUGACCGGGGCACCGAUGGGCCACCAUAUCACCCAGUUUGGGCCCGGCGACUUCGAUCCAACGAUUCUUGACUACGUCUAUAAGACUGCGCAGCCCGUUGCUGUAGGCGAACUGCUCACCCUAGGCCAGCCGAUGGUGGGCCUCAAUAAGUUUGCUGGCCCUGUUCUUAUUAUCACAGGCGAGCGAGACGCAGCCUUUUGCGGUUCAGACUGCCGUGCCACUGGUGACCCGUCAUUGCCCAGCAUUCCUGACGCGUGCAGGGCGAAUAUGCCGGACGCCAAUCCUUUUGAAGCCAUCAUCGUUCCCAAGGCAGGACAUGCUCUCAAUCUCGGGUAUUCCCACGAUUUCACAUACAAGGCUAUUAAUGAGUUUCUCACUACCAAUGUGCCUAGCGCCGUGAGGAUGGUUUGA
Clonostachys byssicola is the source of this 1158-nucleotide messenger RNA. Lineage: Eukaryota; Fungi; Ascomycota; Sordariomycetes; Hypocreales; Bionectriaceae. The record is from the annotation of a GenBank genome assembly.